Lecanosticta acicola is the source of this 1365-nucleotide messenger RNA. Lineage: Eukaryota; Fungi; Ascomycota; Dothideomycetes; Mycosphaerellales; Mycosphaerellaceae. The record is from the annotation of a GenBank genome assembly.
AUGAUCGCCUACUACAAGAAGAAGACGCUGGGCCUCGUGGCUCUCGCCUCGCUGCUGCUAGCCGGAAGCGUAGCGAAACCACUCCCGCGACAGGAGGAGGGGCAAGGAACGGGCAUUUCGGAUCUGGAUGCGAAUCGCCAGGAUCAUCGACGACUCAGCAUUGCUGAUAACACUACUACGAACUCGAGCAACACGACGCUCCCGGACGUCCUCCGAGGAGUCAAUAUCGGCGGCUGGUUGGUGCUGGAGAAAUGGAUGUAUGACGAUGACGACAACCCGUUCAGAGGCACGAACGCCACUGAUCAGUAUACUUUCGACCAGACGCCCAACGCUGCAGCCACUUUGAAGAAACACUGGGAGACAUAUUUCACGGAGGUGGAUGUCGAGAAGAUUGCUUCUUGGGGUAUCAAUGCGCUUCGGAUUCCUAUUGGCUACUGGGCUUACGACGACGACAACGACGAUACGCCGUAUCUGAGAGGCGCGGACGAAUACAUGGAGAAGGCUAUUGUCUGGGCGCGCAAGUAUGGUCUCAAAGUGUUGGUCGAUUGCCAUGGCUCGCCCGGAUCGCAAAAUGGUUUCGAUAAUAGCGGGCGUGCUGGGAACGUGGCCUGGCAGAGCGACGACAAUCUGCAGCAGAGCAUUACCGUGCUGGAGACCAUGGCGCAGAAGUACGGCUCGAAGCAAUACGCCGACGUCGUCUUUGGUCUCGAACUCGUCAACGAGCCGAUAUCUUGGGGCUCCAACAAUUUCGAUCUCACCCAGACCUGGUCGCAACAAGCCUACAACGCCGUACGCAACGCUUCGGACAACAAGGAGCUCGUGAUUGUGAUGCACGACAGCUUCACGACACCCUGGGCUUGGCAGAGUGUAGGAUCCAAGAUCCUCGCCAACACGCCCAAGCGCGACGCCGGAUUCGCCAUCGACACACACCUGUACCAGAACCAAGUGGCAUCGGACAGCGAUCCCUCCCAAGAGCAACACAUCGCCAAGGCGUGCAACUGGACCAACUCCAACCUGCUGCCCGCGUCGUCGAAUCUGCCCGUCUUGGUCGGCGAGUUCAGCGCGCAGACGAACGUCUGUGCGUAUCCGGAUGGCACGACGACGGGCGGGAGGGCGUGCGACGUCGAGGGCUGUCAGUGUUCGUCGAAUGUGGAAAUUCCGAACUGGCUGCAGCCGCUCCGGACGGCGAGCAGGAAAUUUUUGGAGGCGGAGUUGGAUGCGUUCGAGCAUAGUGCCAGGGGAUGGUUCUUGUGGUCGUACAAAGGGCCUGGGGCUUGGGGACUGGAGAAUGUGAUGCGGUAUGGACUCUUGGGGGAGAGGGUGACGGAUCGACAGCUUCCGAAUCAGUGUGGGUUUGAGCGGUAG